AUGGGCUGUUUCCAAUCAUCGCAACAGGACAACAGCAUGCCCGAGCCAGCGAGAACCGUGGCGGCAGAAGAAUCAAGGCCCCCAGCUGCGGCACAGCACUCGGAAGAAUGUCUGCUCUUCUCGAUACUCCCACCAGAACUCCGUCUGUACAUCUACGAAACCGCUUUUCCCAGCCUCGAAGAGAGCAUGACCACAACACCCGACAUAGCCGCCAAUCCGCGCCUCAAGGAACCCGCGCUGCUCCAGACAAGCAAGACAAUCCGCCAUGAAGCAAUGGAGACCUACUGUCGCCACCUCUGGACGAGUCGCGAGGCACUCGUUCGAACCGUACGACUCAAGUACGAGGAGAUCUACAACCCUGCGAAUCCCCAAUUGGAUCUGCACAACUUCACGCAGCUGGUCCACAGGGAGUAUGUUCCUUUGCUAGGCACGUUCCGGGAUGCGGAGAUUGCGUUGAUGGCGAAGAGAGAUCAGAUCGAGAAGCAAGGGUAUCCAGCUGGAGAAUGGUUUGACCGAUGGUACAAGGGGCGACAUGAGAGUUUGGAGGGUGUGAGUAAGAUCUUGACGGAUUCGACGGUGGAGAAGUAUCGCACGGCGCAGAGUCCGUCCAAAAGGCCUACAAAGCUCACACGGCAAAAAGAUGACUUUUCUUCACCACGGUCGCACCACAAAACGGCUCCACUCACCUUCACAACCAUGUCAACACCUACCAUCUCACCACCAAAAGCGGCACCAUGGACACUCUCUAAACCACCGCCUCCCAAAACCGCCUCACCACCGCCUGCAUCCGAACACCGCAUUAUGAACCUCCCCACCGAAGUCUGCUUCGCAAUCUACAGACUCAUCCUCUCCGACCUACACAUCACCCCGUGCCCCUUCAGCACAAUCCGCGGCCGCACCCUGCACCGCCCGGGCAUCAUCACCCUCUUCGGCAAGCGAGACCGCUUCGCCCUCUACGCCUACAGAAUCGCCAUGACGAGACUCUGCCCCGCGAGUGCCCUGCAGGAGAAUCGAAUCAACAGCGCCCUCUUACAACGCGCAGAGCAUCGCAGAAGGGCCGAUCGAGAAGCGCGAGGCCUCCCACCAGAGCCCUCGAGCCUGGACGUGGACGACGCACGGCGCGUGAUCGCGAGCACGCAGGCGCUACACAUGCAGACCGUGCGGGAGGUCCGGCGGGAGUUGGACAGAUUGCGAGCGGAGGGGUUCAUCGCGGCGCCGUCGACAUCGUCAGCGUCAUCGUGA
Messenger RNA from Zasmidium cellare ATCC 36951, 1242 nucleotides. RefSeq lists its product as uncharacterized. The record is from RefSeq and is a predicted model, not a curated record. Lineage: Eukaryota; Fungi; Ascomycota; Dothideomycetes; Mycosphaerellales; Mycosphaerellaceae. The transcript is spliced from 2 exons. Bases 1 to 1242 code for a protein of 413 amino acids.